This is a messenger RNA of Osmerus eperlanus (European smelt), 3153 nucleotides long. It is a transcript of the gene armc1, whose product is annotated as armadillo repeat containing 1. The coding region runs from base 270 to 1100 and encodes 276 amino acids. NCBI's taxonomy places the organism in Eukaryota, Metazoa, Chordata, Actinopteri, Osmeriformes, Osmeridae. The record is from RefSeq and is a predicted model, not a curated record. Gene Ontology annotation, molecular function: metal ion binding. The transcript has 8 exons.
ACCCAAACACUGACCAGUUAGCUAGGUAGCUUGUUAGCUAGCAGGGGACGAUUAAUCUGCCAACGUUUGAUGAAGUCUUCCAUACAUUGUAUCUAGGGUUUGUCAUAGUGUCACUGAAACCUAAUUACGGCUCUUAUAACAUAGCCUUCAUUAUUUUAGUGUGAGCAGGGUUCAAAUAAAUUUUAUGAUCGAGUAGAAAGAAGACUACUUGCUGAAAAGUAGGGUAACGAGGGCUGUUGGAUGUGCAUGGCACCAGGAGUGGAGACACCAUGAGUGGGGAGCUGGAUGCGCUGACUGUGGUUAACCAGCUGCGAGAUCUUGCAGCUGACCCCCUCAACAGAAGAGCCAUAGUACAGGACAAUGGCUGUCUACCCGGUCUUAUCCUCUUUCUGGACCACCCAAACCCCCAGGUUGUCUACUCUGCACUGUUGGCGGUGCGCUACCUGGCCGAAUGUCGAGCGAACAGGGAGAAGAUGAAGGGGGAGCUGGGUAUGAUACUGAGUCUGCAGAAUGUCAUGCAGAAGAGCACGUCUCCUGGGGAGACCAAGCUGCUGGCCUCUGAGAUAUAUGAGAUCCUCCAGGCUGCGGGGAACGAGGAGGCGGAGCAGGCCGAGGCUGCGGCCACGUCCUGCAGACGCAAGGCCCAUUUCUUCCUGGGCGCCACCAACAAGCGGGCCAAGACCGUGGUUCUGCACAUCGACGGCCUGGACGACUCUACUCGGAGGAGUCUGUGUGAGGAGGCCCUGCUGAAGAUCAGAGGGGUCAUCAGCUUCACCUUCCAAAUGGCAGUGAAGAGAUGUGUGGUCAGGAUCCGCUCCGACCUCAAGGCCGAAGCCCUGGGCACAGCCAUCAACUCCACCAAGGUGAUGAAGGCUCAGCAGGUGGUGAAGGGGGAGGAUGGAGGAGAGCUGAUCUUGCCGUUCCAGGAGGGCUCUGAGGUGGUCGUGGAGGAGAACACAUACAUCCCAGACUACCUUCCCGAGGAGGAGAGCCCGUCCCAGGAACCGGACAAGGCCGUGACGCGUGUAGGCUCCAUCACCGACGGCGCGGGCUGGCUCAGCACCGCCGCCAACUUCCUGACACGCUCUUUCUACUGGUGACCACUUCCUGUGCCAGCGCUCUCGGCUUCACCCGUCCCGUUCCUGUCAGACGCCAUAGCCCGGCCAAACCACCAACACCACCCGAGUCCCAAACCCCUGGUCAACCGGUCCCUGCUCUACAGUAGACUAUCCUCUGCUGCCAGCCACACAGGGCCUGGUGCUGUGUGCUCUGCGAGUGCUGGACUGCCAAGCGCAACCUGCAAUAACCAUAACUUGUAUAUAUUAUAUAUCCGUAAGAUGAAACAAGCUAGAAACCCUCUCACAGGCUGCACUACUUAUACACUAUCGCUGCACAUUAUGCACCUCACAAGCCAUAGACAAGAGGACUACAGAUUCAUGUUAACAAUAAGUAGCUUGUUUUUUUUUUGGUCCGCCCAGUGGGUCCAUUUGUUCUCGUCUAAACCAAAUGACGGUGUGGGGGUGCAUGGUGCUGGAAUGCCUGAGUCUGGCCUUUUUUCUUUUUUUUUUUGUGCAUGAGUGUGGGUGCUGUUUCGGUCUUUGACUUCUACCUUUCAUCCUUCUUUUGAUAAUCUUUUCUCUUCUUGCCAAUUAUUUGAUCAUCCCUAAUUUCCUGUCCCUCGCUUUUGAAUGCACACUGAACCUCUCCUGUGUGCCGAUAUAGCUGGCUGCCUUGCUCUCCUCAUCUUGUUUACGUCCUUGUCGUUUUGGUGUGUGUGUGUGUGUGCCUUUUUUGAAUUGUUAUUUAUUUAGUAAUUUACUUGAACUUAAUUUAAAGUUCUCUGAUUCGGAGCCUUCUGUUCGUGCUUCAUCGAGGUGGGUGCUCGGCUCUCCAGACAGCAGAGGGUCUCUCCAGCUGUGGUCUCUCUGAGACGGGACACAGGUCUGUUCUCCAGCUCUGGUCUCUCUGAGACCGGGUACAGGUCUGUCAAAUAACGGUAAUUCAGACACCAGCAUAGACACAGGCCAGGCCAUCACUGACUGUUAAUACAUCAAGAAAAGGGAAAUGAUUGAUUCAUGUAUUUUCUUCUGGACUUGGGAAACUCUAUGAUUAUUUUAUAGUAUAUGUAGUGAUUCAUUUUCUUUAAAUCCUUUGUCGCUGCAUGGUAGUUUGACGCACUACACACUGUUGUCUCUUUUAUUUGAGUCCUCCCCAUCAGCCCGUAGUGUCCUUCAAUCCAUUUAGAUACACGUGUAUGCCAACAUAUCCCUGCAGCUGUCAACAGAGUUAGUCAUGGUGUGUUCAGGGCUGUGGAUAUGUACAUGUUUGUAUAGGGUGCCUCAUGCCCCGGGAUCCUAGUUCUUAUUUGAAGAGAAUACUUUUUUGUUCAGAUACAUUGGAAGUGGUCACGCCAUUUUACUUUGUUUUCUAAUGAUACCCAGACAGUGCAGGUUCCUGAUCCAUAAACCAGCCGAUUACAAAGUCUGGUUAAGGAUGGCGGAAGGUUAUCUUAAGUAACAUUUUCACAUCAUGCUUAUAGUCCUCUUGACUCAUACUGAACCAUAGCUUAUUAUUAUUUGCAUUGAGUAAAAUGCUAACUUGACAGUUCGUUGUUGUCAUGGUCCUGUGAUGUCACAAUCACUGGAGGUAAAAUCUUAACCAAUUUUGGGGGCAGGAAAAAUAGCAUGGCUGCCACAUUGAACAAGGCUCCUUACCUGGCCCUCGAGCCCUCACUUUAGAACGAUCCUAAACAAGUCACAGGAUGAAAUUGAGAUCAUCAGUAUUAAUAUCUAACCCUUCGUCUUCCUUUGUUUUUGUCUAAUGUGCACCGAAUCAAUGUCUUUAUUUCUGCCAUGUGAAACAUAUUUUGGUAUUUGAUAUACAUUAUACUGUAUAUCAUAAACACUUGAACAUGUUUUUUUUUUUCAGGAACCUGUAAAUCCUCUUUCUUGUGUGCAAGUUAGAGCUUUUAAUUUUACUAAAUUAGUUUUGGUAGUCACUACAUCAGGAUGAUUGGCAGAGACCCAUGUAGCAUCCUCAGAAUGGAAGCUUCUCGUGUAGAGUGUGUAUCUGCUCUAAUGUAUUAUACAAUACAGGUCAAGAAACGGUUCAUUCCAAUUUACUGUAAUGGCAAUUAAAGAACUUCAAAUUAAA